Molecule: messenger RNA, 1602 nt
Organism: Mangifera indica (mango)
Lineage: Eukaryota; Viridiplantae; Streptophyta; Magnoliopsida; Sapindales; Anacardiaceae
Product: mitochondrial substrate carrier family protein B-like
Exons: 7
Coding region: 318-1352 (344 amino acids)
Biological process (GO): transmembrane transport
Source: RefSeq, a predicted model, not a curated record
UUUCCUAAAAACGAUGCCGUUUGGAUCCGAAAUCCUUUUCUCUCCUACGGUUACGCCCAGGAAAGAAGAGCUUGACAUUUGCGCACAAAGAAGAAAAAAAUAAUCGACUUUUGUCCCAAACUUUGAAAUUUCAAAUUUUUACUGUCAUUUGGUACUCUUCAUAAAUGGGUUUAGAAUCUUUUUCUUGUUUAUUUUGUUGCAGUAACUAUUGUUGAUCUUUCUUCAUAGCCAAGCACUCGGCUUUGUUCAAUUAUCGGGAAGAAAUCUCAGAUAAAAGAGGAGUUUUAUUAUUAUUAUCAUUAUAUUGGUGUUAAGAGAUGCAAACAGAAGCGAGAAUGGGGGUGGUGGUAGAGGGAGGCCAGAGAGGUUUGAGUUCAGGCCAUGGAAGCGUAAGUGUUGAUAAGUUAUCACAACAGAAACGACAAAUGUUGCAGAGUCAAUCUCAGAUCGGCACUGUAUCACAGCUACUUGCAGGAGGUGUAGCUGGUGCUCUUAGUAAGACCUGUACGGCUCCUCUUGCUAGGCUCACCAUUCUCUUCCAGGUGCAAGGUAUGCGCUCUGAUGCUGUAGCAUUAAGGAAGGCUAGUAUAUGGCGUGAAGCUUCACGAAUAGUUAAUGAAGAAGGAUUCAGGGCUUUCUGGAAAGGGAAUCUGGUUACUAUUGCACAUCGUCUACCAUACACUUCUGUUAACUUUUAUGCUUAUGAACACUAUAAAAAGUUACUACAAGUGAUUCCGGGAUUGCAAAGCCAUGGGGGAAAUAUGGGUGCUGAUAUCUGUGUGCAUUUUUUAGGCGGUGGUUUGGCAGGACUAACAGCAGCAUCUGCUACAUAUCCUUUGGAUCUUGUAAGGACACGCCUUGCAGCUCAGACAAAUGUGAUCUACUACAGAGGUAUUGGGCAUGCUUUUCAAACUAUUUGCAGAGAGGAAGGAGUUCUGGGCCUCUAUAAAGGACUUGGUGCAACACUUCUUGGUGUUGGGCCCAGCAUAGCAAUUAGCUUUUCAGUUUACGAAACAUUGAGAUCUUUUUGGCAGUCACAGAGACCUCAUGAUUCUACUGUGCUGGUUAGUCUAGCAUGUGGUAGUGUAUCAGGCAUUGCAUCAUCAACAGCAACAUUUCCUCUGGAUUUGGUGAGGCGUAGGAAACAAUUGGAAGGGGCAGGUGGUCGAGCAAGGUUGUACACAACUGGCCUUUUUGGUAUAUUUAGGCACAUAAUCCAGACUGAAGGGUUUCGUGGUUUGUAUCGUGGGAUUUUCCCAGAGUAUUACAAAGUGGUUCCUGGUGUUGGUAUAUGUUUCAUGACCUACGAGACACUAAAGAUGCUUUUAGCUGAUGUUAGUGCCCGCAUAUAGCUCUUGCCAUUAACUCUUGGAACUUCCAGUCUGCGACCACUAGAAUGAGGCGCAUGAGCUAGUAUGUAAUAGUGUAGCUGAUUAAGUUUCAUGUGAUUUCUCAUUGCAGUCAAUUACAUGAGGCUACAGUGAGCAUAAAUUUUUCCAUGUAUAGAUAUUGAAGAAUAAACUACCUUAUCAAACGUAUCUGGUAUUGUUGUCGUCACAAUUCUCAAAUACAUCAUUCUGAUGGGAGAUUGAUUCAUAGUCA